Ascoidea rubescens DSM 1968 is the source of this 1479-nucleotide messenger RNA. RefSeq names its product alkaline phosphatase PHO8 (gene PHO8). Bases 1 to 1479 code for a protein of 492 amino acids. Gene Ontology annotation, biological process: dephosphorylation. Gene Ontology annotation, cellular component: fungal-type vacuole membrane. Lineage: Eukaryota; Fungi; Ascomycota; Saccharomycetes; Ascoideales; Ascoideaceae. The record is from RefSeq and is a predicted model, not a curated record. The transcript has a single exon. Gene Ontology annotation, molecular function: alkaline phosphatase activity.
AUGGUCUCUGAUGGUAUGGGUCCAGCUUCUCUAUCACUUACAAGGUCCUUUAGACAAUUUAGAGACAAUCUAAACUACGACGAUAUUCUAUUGCUAGAUAAACAUCAAAUUGGUGUCUCCAGAACAAGAUCAAACAACUCCUUAGUAACAGAUUCUGCUGCUGGUGCUGAUGUCUUUUCUUGUGGCUUGAAAUCUUAUAAUGGUGCCAUUGGUGUUGAUCCUUUUAAAAACCCAUGUGGCACUGUUUUAGAAGCUGCCAAAUUAGAUGGUUAUAAAACAGGUUUGGUUGUUACCACUAGAAUAACUGAUGCUACCCCUGCUGCCUUUUCCGCUCAUGUUGACUACAGAUUUCAAGAAGAUCAAAUCGCCGAACACCAACUCGGGUAUUAUCCUCUUGGUAGAGUGGUUGAUUUGAUUAUCGGUGGUGGAAGAUGUCACUUUUACCCAAGAAACACUCACACUCCUUUUAAUGAUGGUUUUGGUGAUGCUGGUUGCAGAGCUGAUAAUAGAAAUUUAAUUCAAGAAGCCAUCAAUGAUGGUUGGUCGUAUGUUGGAGACCGUGCUGGUUUUGAUUCCUUACAAGAUGGAAACAAUGUCACCUUCCCCCUCUUGGCCCUUUUAGCUGAUACUGACAUUCCUUACGACAUUGAUAGAAAUUCAUCAAUUCACCCUUCUUUAGCUGAACAAACUCUCACUGCUUUAACCGCUUUGGAAAAUGCUACAAAAGACUCAGAUAAAGGCUUUUUCAUUUUAAUUGAAGGUUCAAGAAUUGAUCAUGCUGGCCAUGAUAAUGAUCCCGCUGCUCAAGUUAGAGAAGUAUUAGCCUAUGACGAUGCCUUUAAAGUCGCCAAAGAUUUCGCUGAUAACUCUGACGUUGAAACCAUCAUCUUAAGUACCUCUGAUCAUGAAACAGGCGGUUUAGCAACAACAAGACAAGUCUCUCCAUCAUAUCCUGACUAUCUCUGGUACCCUGAAGUUCUAUUAAACGCUUCUCACUCUGGUGAAUACACUUCCGCUCAUUUAAGGGAAUCCAGCUUAAAACUAUCUAACUUGGAAGAUUUGAAAAAUUUCGUUGUCAAUGAAAUUCUUCACAAGGACUUGGGUAUCAAAAACCCAUCUAAUGAAGAAAUUAACUAUCUAAUAAAACACGCCACUACCGCAAGAUACUUUUUAAAUAACAUGGUCUCCUUCAGAUCUCAAACUGGUUGGUCAACCCAUGGUCAUUCUGCUGUUGAUGUUAACGUUUAUGGCUACUCAAAUACUGAUAGCGGCUUAAUCAAAAUUUAUAAUGCUUUAGCUGGUAAUCACGAAAAUACAGAAAUCGGUCAGUUUAUGGCUAAUUAUCUUGAAUUAGACUUGAGUUCUGUUACUCAAAAAAUUAAAGACACUGUCCAUUCCCCAAGAAUCAAACAGGACGAACUUUCUUUAGAUUCUGAUGAUACAUUGAUUGAUAAUCAUGAACAUCACCAUGUUUAUUAA